Molecule: messenger RNA, 1673 nt
Organism: Apis mellifera (honey bee)
Lineage: Eukaryota; Metazoa; Arthropoda; Insecta; Hymenoptera; Apidae
Exons: 6
Coding region: 549-1673 (374 amino acids)
Source: RefSeq, a predicted model, not a curated record
AGGGGCCAAGCUUGGUUGCUCGUCGGUAAAAACGAUUUCGCGUAUCCCAUAUAUUUCGACUGCAACGAAACCGUUCAUACCCGUCGAUCCAUCGGUUAAUUCAACGACAAGUAUCGAACAAUUCUCAUUUUCGAGCAGCAGAGCUUUAUUUUUAAAGCGAAAAGAUCUAAAAAAAAAGAGACAGAGAGAAGAGAGAAAGAAGGAAAGAAAUAUCGUUCGCAACGAUGUUUUGCCUGUAUCGAAAGUCGCAAUUGUGCGAAGACUCGGAAUGGCUGAGCUUGGCAUUGGAAGUUUUCACGAGGGCUCAUCGUUUGUUGAAAAAUUUCGUCGAUUUCUACAAGUUCGUCCCCCCUUGAAAAUAUAAAUAUACGCGUUCGUUGAAAAAUAAAAAUCUACAAUACAGGUUCCAUUCGAAGAAGUGUUUCGCGAUUAAUUACGAGUCGAUCCCUUUGCACGGUGCUCUGGACGUUGUUACCGCCUCGACCGCAUCGAUAAUCUGCGUGAGCGUGUUGAAAAAGAAAUGCCAGCAAUCGGAUCUCUACCAAGACAUGUCCCCAUGCGUUCGGUGUCAAGACUUUGACGUUCUGCCGGACGAGGUGGUUCGCAAAAUGGACGUGAUUCUGUUGUGUCUACAAAACCCUAACGACAUCGAGAACAUUAUAUGCCGGAUAAAGGACGUGUUGUACAUUUUGGAAAGGUUGACGCCGUGCAGGAUGUCGGAGAAAAUUCAAAUUUUGUCGCUUCUGCUCAAGGAAAUAGUGAGGAAGCUCGUUUGCCCUUCCCAAACUUUGGAAGAAUCGUUCGACACCUCGCAAAUCAAGAUGACACUGAACCUCGUAAACAACUUUAUUCGGGACUGGAGCGAGAAAAGGUCGAAAUCCUGCCCUUCUCUCAGGAUAUGCAGAUUCUGCAACGGCGCUAUCGUCGAAACCAGUCGACAAUGGGGCACGUUUUGCUGCGAGGAGGCGUUCAAGUUCAACAACAUCCGGAUCGAGUGGGUCCUCCGUCAAUCGAUAUCGGACGCGAGCAAAGAGGCGCGGGACCCGGGCCCGCGCAAGGAUCCCAGAUCCCUGAGGGAGGAGCAAUUCUUGGACACCGAGGAGGGGACCCGGUCCUCGGCCGAGACCGAGGAGGAGGCGACCGGAGGGGGCAGGAGGGGGGCGUACAGGCCGUCGAAUCUUCACCCGCCCGUGUGCAGGAGGGCGGGAGGGGAUCAUCGACACGAGGAGGGCAGGGACUCGGUCCCUAGGAGGGGGGCCGACACGUGCGACGGGCUCCGCGUCCCCCUCGAGGGGAUUUCGGGGAGGGACGGGAUCCCCCGUUCCCCGGAGGAAUACCUCCCGGAUUCUUCGACUUCGAGGGGGUUGGGCCGCGACCUCGAUGGGGAGGGAGCAAGACGCAGGCCGCGGGACGGGGAGGGACCCGACACCGACAGGAGGGGGGCGUUCGCCGAGAAGGCGACCGGGAGGAGGGGGUUGUACAGGGACGCCGGGGGGCCGCGGGUCGAGGCGGAGGAGGAUUGGAGGGGAGGAAGGAGUCCCAGGAGGAGAAGGGAGGUGGAGGAGGUGGAGGAGGAGAGGAGAGGAUACCCGAGGAAGGGAAGGGGUAGGGAGGAGGAGGAGGAGAUGGAGGAUGGGAGGAGGCGAGGGGAAGAAGGUGACUUACAAGUUUAA